AUGGCUUCUUACAAAUCCGCCCUCAUUUCUUUUGUCGUCACUUUAACAGUCUUUGGUUUCACUGCCGCGGACACCUGUUAUUCUUCAAAGAGAUAUUACAGCUACAUUGACAACGAUAUGAGAUACCGGUCCGAUUCCACUUACUGCUCCUACUUGACCGGCUGCUGUUCCAAAUUCGGGGAAUCUGCCUCCUGUUGCUCCAGUGACAUAUACUACUACGACGGCUACUACGAUGUGAUCUACUAUAGCUACUCGCUUUCAACCGCAGCUAUAGCCGGGAUAGUGAUUGGCUGUCUCUCAGGCAUCGGGAUUUUCAUUGCCAUCAUCGUCUGUUGCUGCUGCGCGUGCUUUCGCAGCACGGGCCCUAGGACGGGCGGUCAGGUAUUAACUCCUGUCGGUGUAGGGGCCACAGUCGUCACAACACAACAACAAGCCUUUCCUCAGCCACCGCCGACCCAGCCAUAUCCAGGCUACAACCCAGCCUUUGUACCAGACUCUGCGCCCACUCCUAAUGCAGGAGCUGCGCCCUUUAAUAACGAGAUGGCACCCCCUCCGUAUGCAAACAAGUAUUAAUCCCUCCACACGAACA
Ylistrum balloti is the source of this 589-nucleotide messenger RNA. Its product is annotated as cysteine and tyrosine-rich protein 1-like. The transcript is spliced from 4 exons. The coding region runs from base 1 to 573 and encodes 190 amino acids. NCBI's taxonomy places the organism in Eukaryota, Metazoa, Mollusca, Bivalvia, Pectinida, Pectinidae. The record is from RefSeq and is a predicted model, not a curated record.